Messenger RNA from Phoenix dactylifera (date palm), 639 nucleotides. The record is from RefSeq and is a predicted model, not a curated record. NCBI's taxonomy places the organism in Eukaryota, Viridiplantae, Streptophyta, Magnoliopsida, Arecales, Arecaceae.
AUGGGUACGGCGGUUCUCCGAUCCCACGAUUGCCUGAAAGGCCGCCUCCAUCUGGAGGCCUUCGGAUCCCGUCCCCCGCCGCCGGUAAAACCCUCGCGGAAGAAACCCCCACGUUCCUCCCCCUCCCCCUCGACCUCCCCGCCUCCUCCACCGCCGAAGGAUGGCCGGAGUCACCAGACGCGGCCAGCCCGGCCGUCGCCGCCUCCACAGCCGACGAAUCACACACGACCCAACCCCCCGCGGUCCGUCCGGAAGACAGGGUUCCCUGGCAAGGAGAACGCUGGCGACACCCAGAUCCGGCCGCGUAGGCCCCUCGUCAUGGAGGAGGUCACGAUCCUGAAACGCGGGGACGAACUGAAGGCUUUCGGGCCCCCGGCCGAGGAUCGGCGGUCGGACGGCGAUGAAUCGCUCCUCUGCUCGACUAAUCGGCUGGGCCCCGACCCGGAGAUCCUCCCGAAGAAGAUCGGGUUCGCCGAUCUGGGGUCCGUGUAUGCCGGGCCGGCCUUCUUCGCAUCCCCGUCCCCGAGCUCGCUCCCUUUCCCGGCUUCCUUCCUGAAAAAGGUCGGCGGUGAGGCGAUCACGAGCGAUGAGGCCACGAGGAGCCUCCGGUGUCUGCUGCGGCUCGAUAAUCUCGCUUGA